Molecule: messenger RNA, 2691 nt
Organism: Rubroshorea leprosula
Lineage: Eukaryota; Viridiplantae; Streptophyta; Magnoliopsida; Malvales; Dipterocarpaceae
Source: the annotation of a GenBank genome assembly
GUAAUUGAAAACCAACCUAAAGCUCCUUUUUCAUUACUCUAGAGGUAGAUCCGAUUAUUGUUAACUUAAGUAUCGGAGUGUCUACCCUAAAGACCCACCUCGGGGCUUUGCAGGUUCAUCCGAAAUGAAGACGCGGAUUGAAGAAGGAUCUCUGGUUUGGUGCAAUUACGUUGGCACCGUCUGUGGGAAACCGAGCUAAAAUCUCUUUUGUUGCUUUCUCGUCAUGGUCAACACUCGAUCAAUCCGAACUAAAAAUCAAGCUCAACCUCUUGGACAAGGUCAACUCUCCAAAAACCUUCCACCUCACCUCCCACCUCAGAUCCCAAAUAUGUUCCCUCUCGUUGAACAUGCAAAAAGAAGAGAUGAAAACCAACCUCACAACUCAGCCCACAACUCAACUUCCAUUCCCAAUCAAGGAGAUAUAGUCACAGCUCAGCUUGUUGCAAUGCAACAGCAGUUCGGUGUCUUUCAGUUAGUUUUGGCUCAGCUCCUAACUCGGAAUAAUCUUGGCGAUCCCCUUAUCAAUCUACUCAACCCUACUCAACAACCCCUUGUUCAACAACAAGACCCUCAACCAGUUCAGCAUGCUUCUGCUCUCAUCGAACAGCGAAAUGCCACACCUCCACACCAUAAUACUAAUUCCAUACCUCAUCCUCUGAACACCAACAUCACAUUGGAACCUUAUCCCGCUGGCUUCAAAAUUCCUCAACUUAAGCCAUAUGAUGGGACGAAAGACCCAGAUGAUCACCUCCAUGCCUUCUACUCUUGUAUGCAAGCUCAAAAUGCCUCUGAUGCGUUGAUGUGCAAGAUUUUUCCCUCCACUCUCCGUGAUAAUGCCCAAACCUGGUACUAUAGUUUGCCUCCAAGAUCCUUUAGCUCUUAUACAGAAAUGUCAUCUUCUUUUGCUAUAAAGUUUUCCAAUAGAAGAUUGAUUAGGAAAACUACUUCUGAACUGAUGCGAGUCAAACAGAGGGAAGGAGAAUCUCUGAAGAAUUACAUGAGCCGAUUCAAUGAUGCAAUCAUCAAAGUCAGCUCAUUCAACCAAUCCGUAGGAAUUGCGGCUAUAAUUCAAGGUCUCCAACAUAAUAGAUUUAGAGAUAGCUUAAUUAAACAUCCUACUGCCACUUUUAAUGAGGUUAAUGAUAGAUCUCUGAAAUUCAUAACUGUUGAGGAAUAUGCUUUAUCACAGAAACCAGUUCUUCCCAAGAAUCAAAACCCAAAUUGGAGAAAUGAGGCUCAGAGCAGAAAGCGGAUGAAGACAGUACAGAGCCGAGUUGUCACACCUCAUAAUGAUCCUUUGGUCACUUCCGUUAUGAUUAACAACUGUGAGGUACAACGUAUCCUUGUUGACACUGGAAGUGCACUACACAUUAUGUAUUUUCACUAUUUUGAGAGUCUCGAACUAGACCCAGCUUUGUUGCAGAGUGGCCGAACUUAUGUUACUCCUUUAGUUCGGUUUCUAGUAAUCAAAAUGGCAUCCUCUUUCAAUGUUGUUAUUGAACGACCCACAUUAAUGGAGAUCCGAGCUGUGAUCUCUCAAUCUCACCUCUGCAUGAAGUUCCCAACUCCUAUGGGGAUAGCAACACUACGAGAGGUUAUAAAGGAAGAAGUUGAAAAACUCCUGCAAGCUGGUUUCAUCAGAAGAGUUGACUACUGUGAAUGGGUGGCUAACCCAAUGUUGGUCAAGAAGGCAAAUGGUAAAUGGCAAAUGGGCAUCGAUUACACAAUCUCAACCAAGCUUGUCCCAAAAACUCACCAAGUGCUGAUGGCUUCGAAAGAUAAAGAGAAAAUCUCAUUCUAUGCCAGUGAUGAAAUUUACUACUAUGUCAUGAUGCCCUUUGGCCUAAAGAACGCAAGUGCCACUUACCAAAAAAUGGUGACCAUCGUCUUCCAAGCUCAGAUCAGCAAGAAUUUGGAGGUUUAUGUCAAUGACAUUGUGGAGGUACAUGAAGGUGUAUGUGGAAGCCACAUUGGUGCUAGAACCUUAGCUCACAAAGUCCUUAGACAAGGAUAUUACUGGCCGAAUAUGUAUGAAGAUGCGACUCACUUUGUGCAGAGAUGCCCGAAGUGCCAAUUCUUUGCACAUUUGACUCACCAACCAACAAAAGAGCUCACCAACUUGGUUGCACCAUAUCCAUUUGCUCAGUGGGGACUUGAUCUUUUGGGAGUUCCAAGCUUUAGGGUAACCCAUUUCGAUGAAGGACAAAAUGGACAACUGCUUCGAGAAAACCUUGAUCUGCUUGCCGAAGUCAAAGAAGAAGCACGACUUCGAACUCUAGUAUACAAGCAGAAAUUAGCCAACUUCUGCAACAAACGAGUCCGCCCUCGAACAUUCAAAGUAGGAGUUCUUGUCCUCAGAAAGGCUGGCCUAACAGGGUUUGAAACUCGUUUUGGCAAACUGGCCUUGAACUGGGAAGGCCGUUACAUAGUGGCCGACAUGCCACAUCCUGGUGCCUAUAUCCUCCACGAUGUUGAAGGGAAGAGAGUUCUUAGAGUCUGGAAUAUCAAUAACUUGAAGAAAUUUUACCCUUAAUAAACUUCUUGCAAGUGAUCUAUGUCUUAUUCUUCUUUAUACUUAUUACUUCUUCAUUUUUUACAUUCAUUUCAUCUCUUAUUCUGUAUAUCCGAGGUCAGUCGGUUUGGAAUUUAUUCCUUGGACUUCAUUUUUAUUAAUGAACUUUGCUUCACAUA